AUGUCGCGCCUUAUUGUUAAGGGACUUCCUAAAUACUAUACUGAAGACAAUUUGAGGCAUCAUUUUGCCAAACAAGGUAAUGUGACAGAUGUCAAAUUAAUGAAAAAGAGAAAUGGUGAAUCAAGAAGAUUUGCAUUUAUUGGAUAUAAAUCUUUUGAAGAUGCUGAAAAGGCAGCUAGAUUUUUUAAUAAAUCGUUCAUAGAUACUGCUAGGAUAGACGUUGAAUUAGCGAAAACAUUCUCGGAUCCAAAUGUUCCACUUUCAUUCAAAGAAAAGAGAAGAAGGGAUGAAGAUAGAUUAAGACAACAAGAAGAGGAAUUAAUCGAACAAGAAAAUAGACAGAAUGCUAAGAAACAAAAGAUAGAUCAUAUUUCUGAGAUUGAUAAACAGAUCGAAAGUAAUCCGAAAUUGAGGGAAUAUAUGGAAGUUAUGAAACCUUCUCAUCAAGUGAAAUCUUGGGCCAAUGAUGCCAUCGCCGAUGGAUCUGGUGGACCAUCAGCUAAGGAAUUAGAAGAAGCUUUAAACAAACAAGAAAGUGGCGAAGCAGUUUCUAAGGUGGCUGGAUACGACGUCUUGCAAGCUGAAGAAAAUCCAAGUGAUGACGAAUACAAUGACUUCACUGCUCCUAAAGAUGAAGAAGAUGAAGAGGAAGAACAAAUGAUGAGUCUCCGAGACUUAGACGACAAAGCUCAUGACGGAGAGCAACCGGAAGAAAGCAUCGUAGCCGCAGACGAGAAUGUUUCUGAUUUAGAUUGGUUGAAAUCAAGGAGAAUUCGUAUAAAGGAAAAUGAAGAUGGUCAAACGGUAUCAGAGACUCCCUCACAAGAACCCGAAGAAUCUGCGAAGCAGAAACCAAGACGUCCAGAAGUGCCUUCCGAGGAAUACAAAAGUCCAGAAGAACAAACUAUUGAAAAAUUACAAGAAACAGGUAGAUUAUUUAUAAGAAACAUUUUAUACGAAGCGACCGAAGAUGACUUUAGGAACUUAUUUGAGAAAUAUGGUCCUCUUGAAGAGGUGCACAUUGCUAUAGAUACCCGAACAUCCAAAUCCAAGGGGUUCGUUUAUAUACAAUUCGCAAAUCCAAGUGAUGCAGUAAGAGCAUUUAAAUCUUUAGACAAGCAAAUUUUCCAAGGAAGAUUAUUACAUAUCUUAGCAGCAGACAAGAAGAAGGACCAUAGAUUGAGUGAAUUUGAUUUAAAGAAUUUGCCUUUGAAGAAGCAACGUGAUUUGAAGAAGAAAGCACAAGCAGCAAAGACUCAAUUCAGUUGGAAUUCUUUAUAUAUGAAUAGUGAUGCUGUUUUAGAAUCGGUUGCUGCCAAAUUAGGUAUCGCUAAGUCCAAAUUAAUCGAUCCUGAGAAUUCUAAUUCUGCUGUGAAGCAGGCAUUGGCUGAAGCACAUGUUAUUGGAGAUGUGAGAAAGUACUUUGAAGAUAGAGGGGUUGAUUUAACUAGUUUCGACAAAAAGGAAAGAGAUGAUAAAGUAAUUUUGGUCAAGAAUUUCCCUUUUGGUACUACAAUUGAUGAAAUUGGUGAAAUGUUCUCAGAAUAUGGAGAGUUGAAACGUAUGUUAAUGCCACCUGCUGGUACUAUUGCUAUUGUCGAAUUCCGUGAUGCUCCUAGUGCAAGAGCUGCAUUUACCAAGUUGGCAUAUAGAAGAUUCAAGACUAGUAUUUUGUAUUUGGAAAAGGGUCCAAAGGACUUGUUCACUAGGGAACCAACAGCCAACGAAAAUGUUGUAAUUUCUGAAGAAGAACAACAAAAACCCGCAGUCGAGGCCAAGGUAACAGCAAAUGAAAUCUUGGGAGGAGAAGGUACUAAAGCAGAAGAAGAAGCUAAUGUGAUUGAAGGCCCAACUGUUUCAAUUUUCGUCAAGAAUUUGAAUUUCUCCACAACCGCAAAUGCAUUAUCAGAAUUGUUUAAACCAUUGAGUGGAUUUGUUAUUGCAACUGUCAAGACUAAACCAGAUAUUAAGAAGCCAGGAAACACAUUGAGUAUGGGUUUCGGAUUCGUUGAAUUCAGAACAAAGGAGCAAGCAUCCGUAGCCAUUUCAACCUUAGAUGGUCAUGUUUUGGAUGGUCAUAAAUUACAAUUGAAAUUAUCCCAUAAACAAGGUGGUUCUACUUCCGCUAGUAAGAUCAAGAAAUCCAACAAAUCAAGUAAACUUAUUAUUAAGAACUUGCCAUUUGAAGCUACCAGAAAGGAUCUUUUGGAAUUAUUUGGUGCUUUUGGUCAAUUGAAAUCAGUAAGAGUACCAAAGAAAUUCGAUCUGAGUGCUCGUGGUUUUGCAUUUGUGGAAUUCAAUUUAGCAAAAGAAGCAGAAAAUGCUAUGACUCAAUUAGAAGGGGUCCAUUUACUUGGAAGAAGACUUGUAAUGCAAUAUGCUGAACAAGAAUCCGAAGAUGCCGAAGUUGAAAUUGAAAAGAUGACAAAGAAGGUUAAGAAACAAGUUGCAACUCAAAAUUUGGCAGCUGCUAGAUUGGCUGGUAAAGGGAAGAUUCAAUUAGAAGAUGAAAAGGAUGAGUUUAAUGAUUUCUAG
Molecule: messenger RNA, 2535 nt
Organism: Hemisphaericaspora subhashii
Lineage: Eukaryota; Fungi; Ascomycota; Pichiomycetes; Serinales; Debaryomycetaceae
Product: RNA-binding ribosome biosynthesis protein
Exons: 1
Coding region: 1-2535 (844 amino acids)
Biological process (GO): positive regulation of mRNA splicing, via spliceosome
Cellular component (GO): spliceosomal complex
Molecular function (GO): RNA binding
Source: RefSeq, a predicted model, not a curated record